AUGCCCUCCUUAUUCUGGCGCCAGUUCGGCGCGCUAUUCGUUAAGAACUGGAUUGUCCUCCGAAGCCAUCUAUUGCUCAAUAUUCUGCGAUGUCUGGUCCUUCCUAUUGCUUACGGAAUCUUCCUGGCCGUCGCACAAGUGUUCCUCGUCAAGCCCAGCAACUUCGGGAUUGGCAACCCCAUUUCCGUCUUCAACCUCUCCGGUCAAUUCGACCCUGAUUUCACGCUUUAUUGGGCCGAUGCGACGACUGGAGAAACGAACACCUUUGCCUCCCCAUCAGAGAUCAUGUCUCGUGUGACCUCUGGUUUCUCUCGCGAGCAACUUGGUGCGGUGAAGCAAGCACCUUCAGCCGACGUCAUCCCCAGCCUUUGCCCUCAGAAUUUCAAUCUGUUUAGCGAAUGUUGGGCCGGUGUCGUCUUCAACUCGCUACCUGCAGAGGUUGGGGCACCGGUGAACUACACUAUACGCGCGGACGGCGGGCUAUUUCAUAUAGAUGUCGUCAGUCACAACAGCGACUAUGAGAAGCGCAUUCUGCCGCUUCAAUGGGCUAUAGACUCGGCCAUCAUAGAACUACGAUCAGGGCAGACAGUGCCCACACCGGAAGAGUGGCCGUUUACGCAGGAGACGAAUGAGGAACAGAGUACUCACACGCGCCUGAGUUAUAUUCGCGGCCUACGGACAUUGCUUGUACUUGCUCUCUUCAUUGACUUCGUCGGGAUCGUCUAUCAGCUUCCAGGAUCAUUCAUGGGAGAACGAGCGUUGGGCUUGACUGCGCACCUGAAAGUGAUGGGACUGCUCGACAGCGCACGUAUCUUUUCAUGGCUCGUCAGCAUCACACUGGCGUACCUUCCGGCUUGGACCAUUGUCAGCAUCAUCUGGCACUUUCAGAUCUUUAGCGGCACGAACGGCGGUCUCGUAUUCGUCGUGCACCUCAUUAUGGGUCUCAGUCUUGCCAGCUGGUCUCUAUUCGUCGGCGCGCCAUUUGGAAACAGCCCGCAGCUAGCGGCGGUGGUCUCUACUUUUCUGUCUAUCGUGUUCGCCAUUUUUGCGCUUGUACUUGGGGCUGUGGGAGACGGAACUUCGUUCAUCUUCACGCUGGUAUUUCCGCCCGCGUACUAUAUCUUUGCUCUCAGAUCCAUGGCCGGCUUCGAGGUACAUCAGAUACCAACAAGCGUGGUCGAUCCGGAUCCAGAUAGCGGAAUGCGCCUUCUGCCCAAUAUCGUCGCGGGCAUCAUCGACAUCUUUCUCUGGCCUUAUCUCGCUGUUCUCCUUGAGAGGAGACUCUACGACGCGCGAAAUCCUCCUUCUGAACGGCAGUCUCGUUGGAGAUUCGGGAGGCGUCACUCCAGUACCAUGAAUAUCGAAGCCACUCCUGUCAUACCUGAUCCGAAUACUGCCAUCUCCGUGCGCAACCUCAGGAAGACCUUCUCGCCUCCGUUCUUUCGGAAGAGCAGAGGUGACGUUGUCGCUGUGGACGACUUGAGCUUUGAGGUACCAAAACAUGGCAUCUUCGUCCUGCUAGGCUCCAAUGGUGCUGGGAAGUCCACGACACUGUCCAUUCUCGCAGGGCUCCUGGGACGCACCUCAGGUACUGUCACAUUCCAAGAUGGAGCAUCACAACCUCCCCGUGGUGCUCUUGGUAUUGUGCCUCAGAAGAACGUCCUCUUCCCUGAACUUACGUGUCUGCAAACUCUGCGGGUAUGGCAGGCGGUGAAGCACUCUGAGGCCGGGUUGAGCGGCAAAGAGGAUCUAGAGCAGCUGCUCCUUGAUUGCGAUCUAAUCGGCAAGGCGGGGUCGAAUGCGAAUACGCUGUCGGGUGGUCAGAAGAGGAAGCUGCAGCUCGCAAUAGGUCUAGUGGGUGGCUCGAAGAUCGUGUUUGUGGACGAGUGCACAUCCGGCGUUGACCCACUUUCCCGUCGGGCACUCUGGCGGACUUUGACUAAUGUUCGCCAUGAGCGAACCGUGAUAUUUACCACCCAUUUCCUCGACGAAGCCGACCUUCUCGCUGACGAGAUUGCUAUCUUGGCUGCUCCAGGGAAGCUGGUGGCCGCCGGUUCACCCGUGUCGCUCAAGUCCUCCCUUGGUGAAGGUUACACCGCCAUCGUCAGUUUCGAGUCGAAGAGCGUGUUCGACCAAUCCAGUGCAGAGGUUCUCGGACGCCUCCGGGUGGUCGCCCCGGAGACCCGGAUGUCGACCUCGCCGCCACAUCGCGCUUUCUACCACUUGCGCUCGAAAGAGACUGGAGAAGUUGAGCGUGCCUUGCAAGUGCUUGAAGAGCAUGGUCAGGACCUUGGUAUCGCUCGCUACGAUAUUCAAGGCACCAGUAUCGAGGACAUUUUCCUCAACCUCAUGCACGACCCGGAGAAGACUUUGGAGGACGAGAAAGUGGAUCCAGUCGUAGAGGAAGCUUCCACGGUGACGCCAACACAGAAGAGCGACGGCGCGGCGUCACCUGCGCUGGAUCACGUCGGCGUGAACCUCAGUUCCACGUUGCAUCUCUCGAACGGGCGCAAGCUAUCGCCACUUCGUCAAGCUACCACCAUCUUCCACAAGCGCUACCUGGUCUUCCGCCGAAGUUGGCUCACGCCCAUUCUCAUGCUUAUCGUCGCGAUUGCCGGUGCUUGCGUACCUCUGUUCUUUAUGGCGAAUCGACCGCAAUCCUGUACAACACGUUUCGUCAAUUCCACUAGCCUAUCCCUCUAUCUGCCGACUUCGCCUAUCAGCUUCUUGUCCUUCCUCGAUUCUGCAAACGCCAUUCGUCAGUACCCACCUGGCCUCAUCCGUGAGCUGGGUAACAGCACUGCGCUCAUCGCGGGUCAAAACUACAGUUCCCUUAAUGCAUUUACGAGCGGCAUCCGCGCGAACUAUCGGAACCUCACGCGCGGUGGCAUAUCCUUGCCUGACACCAAUCAGGCGCUGGUGGCUUGGGAGGCGUCACCACCGGGCAUCACUGGGCCCAUCAUGCUCAACCUGGCAUCGAAUCUUUUGUUCAAUAGGGUCUUGAACUCGGGUCCUAGUGCGCCUACACUCAUACAAGCGUACUAUGAGGCUUUCCCGGCGGUUGAUACUGAGACUCUCGUGGCGCUCAAGUGGGUGGGUUUUUUCGGAGCUGCGAUGGCAGUAUAUCCCGCUUUCUUCUCGCUGUACGUUAGCCGAGAGCGUCGCUCGUCUGUGCAGGCCAUGCAGUUCUCCAACGGGUUAUCAAACCCCGUUGGGUUGUGGCUUGGGCAUGCCAUGUUCGACUCGAUCUUCGUGGUCAUUGUGGCGACGAUCAUCACCAUUAUCUUUGCUGCGGCUUCCAAUCAGUUCCAUGGGCUCGGAUUUGUCUGGAUCAUCUUGACGCUGUACGGUGUGGCAGGUGCCCUCUUCGCCUACGUUGUCAGCCUCAUCACGUCUUCGCCGUUGGCUGCCUUCGCCAUCGCCGCUGGGUAUCAAAUCAUCAUGUUCACUGCAUACAUAGCAGCGUACCUUCUGACCUUGACAUACGCGAAGACAUCCGAGGCGGCGUCCAUCAUCACGAUCAUACACUUCACAUUGUCCAUCGUGGCACCUGUCGCCAGUAUUUUACGAACAGCCUUCGUAUCCGUCAACCUUUUUUCACUCGCAUGUACCGGAGAUCAGUCUGUCACUGCGUCAGAGCUUGGUGUCAUCACGCGAUUCGGCGGUCCCAUCCUCUACCUCAUCGUAUACGCGAUCGCACUCUUCAUCAUCCUUGUCUGGACAGACUCCGGUUCAGUACUGCAUCGAGCCGGUUUACGCUCGACACGGCGCCAACACGAACCGACGACGAUCCAAACUGAUGGCGACGCCCAUGAGGUGGAGAAGGAGGACCAUGAUAGUCUCGAUGGGCGGGAUGCUCUAUGUGUGGACAGCAUCACCAAGACGUUCGGGAGCGGACGACAGGCCAAGACAGUCGUGGACGAUGUCAGCCUUGGUGUAUCAGAAGAUACUAUAUUCGCCUUACUAGGUCCCAACGGCGCCGGCAAGACAACUACAUUCAACAUCAUCCGCGGAGAAGUCAUACCUGAGCGAGGCGAUGUGCUUAUCAACGGGGUCUCUGUCAUCCGACACCCGCGUUCGGCAAGACUCGCGCUCGGGGUUUGCCCGCAGUUCACGGCGAUAGACACUCAACUCACUGUUCGCGAGCAUCUACUCGUGUAUGCGCGCCUCAAAGGUCUCGGCCGGCUUGCAGGACACGACGUUGAAGCUCUCAUGGAAGCGACUGCGCUCGCUCAGUACGCAGAUCGACUGGCCAGUCAGCUAUCUGGUGGAAAUCAACGGAAACUGGCUCUUGCCAUCGCCCUGAUUGGUAACCCUUCAGUUGUCCUAAUCGAUGAAUUCUCUACGGGUAUCGACGCGAAGAUGAAGCGUGACAUGUGGAUCACCCUCAGACGAGUGGCAGUUGGCAAAGCUAUUGUCAUUACAACUCACUCGAUGGAAGAAGCAGCAGCUCUAGCCGGUAGAGUUGGUAUCAUCGCCAAACGCUUAUUGGUGUCCGGCACGACCGACGCCCUCGUUGACCGUUUUGCGGCGUACGAAGUUCAUCUCUCCGCUCGCACGCGCGAAGACCUGGAUCGCGCUCGCGGCCUUAUCGCCCGAAUACCUGGAGCACGAAUGGCCGACGACGUUGCGACGCGACUAGAGGUCCCAAUCACGAGCGAUCUGUCGCUAUCUCAACUCUUCCACAUCUUAGCCACCCAGAGCGAGUUCUCUGAUUACAGCGUAGAGCGCGCGUCGCUCGAAAGCGUGUUCCUGAAGGUCAUCCGGGACAACAAUGUCAAGGAGAGCGAAGAAGAGGCGUCUCGGCGACAAAGUGGAUUCAUAAGCGUAUUACGAUCUUGCUUUUCACGGACAUGA
Messenger RNA from Peniophora sp. CBMAI 1063, 4857 nucleotides. Lineage: Eukaryota; Fungi; Basidiomycota; Agaricomycetes; Russulales; Peniophoraceae. The record is from the annotation of a GenBank genome assembly.